Messenger RNA from Kwoniella shivajii, 1005 nucleotides. RefSeq lists its product as uncharacterized. Bases 1 to 1005 code for a protein of 334 amino acids. The record is from RefSeq and is a predicted model, not a curated record. NCBI's taxonomy places the organism in Eukaryota, Fungi, Basidiomycota, Tremellomycetes, Tremellales, Cryptococcaceae. The transcript has 14 exons.
AUGGAGACAGACCCACGUUCUCACAAAAGAUCUCAGCCGCAGGCGGAGGAUGCGGGCAUGCAACUCACAGACGAAGCUACACUCUUUGCCAGUCCGCUUCCGAUUGUAGGUGCGAGAAAGACAACAACAAGGAAGGAAGUCUGGUCAUGGUACCUUUACUACGUCGGAAACUCGGGUCUCGGUCCUUUCAAUUUUGCAAUCUCGGCAUGGCAAAAUCUCCUUUACAAUGCAGGUUGGGAUCCAGCUUACCCAAGAGGGACUAUGCCUUGUGGGGAUGGAGGCACUGCGUUGUACAUCCUUGGUUUGAUAGGAUACCAAGGAGCUCUGACGUUCUGGACAGCAGCGUUUCCUGGGUUAGCUCGUGACCUCCCGGAAAUCAAAGAAAGCGAGGAGAGAUUGGCGAAAGGUCAGACCGACCAAAAAUCUCAUGAUCAGAAGGAUAUGCUUGCUCUCCUCUGUGCGAUACCGUGGUUGCUCUUUGAGCAGUAUCGACCUGGGAAUCAGCUUCCACCACACACCAGUUAUAUCACCGUAGGAGUAAAGCAGAUCUACCACGCUUUCCGGCUUUGUCUCCGACUCAAGCAGACUUUUAUUUACUUGGCCGCUUAUUUCUUCUUGGGGGACUGUUUGAACACUGUCGUCAUCGCCACAUUGCAGAAUGAAGUUGUGUCAUAUGACACAAAGUUCUUGAAUUACCUCCUGAUUGAUGGUAUCGCUGCACAAGCACUGGGCAUUGGAAUUUUCUGGCUCGUCCAGAAGCGCUACACGAUACCGACCAAAACCAUGUUGCUCUUUAUCUUUGUCUGUCCUUGGUAUGCAAUUUCGCAAGCGAUGAUUUCAGAAGUCGUGCCUCGCGGUAAAGAGUCCCGCAAAGAAUGUAGAAAGUACUUGGAGGACGAGGCGAUGAGGGUAUAUGGUAUGAGCUCCGCAGAAGUUCUGGCGGUGAAUAAUGGAUAUGGGAUGGACGGGGUGCGAUCGGUGGCUGUUGGAGAGGACAAGAAUUGA